Messenger RNA from Eutrema salsugineum, 2232 nucleotides. RefSeq names its product protein REDUCED WALL ACETYLATION 1. The transcript is spliced from 17 exons. The coding region runs from base 272 to 1894 and encodes 540 amino acids. The record is from RefSeq and is a predicted model, not a curated record. Gene Ontology annotation, biological process: xyloglucan metabolic process; plant-type secondary cell wall biogenesis; xylan biosynthetic process. Gene Ontology annotation, cellular component: Golgi apparatus. NCBI's taxonomy places the organism in Eukaryota, Viridiplantae, Streptophyta, Magnoliopsida, Brassicales, Brassicaceae. Gene Ontology annotation, molecular function: acetyltransferase activity.
CCAGUACGCCGAACCGCAACGACCAGAGAGCAAUCGCUCGGAAAAAUCAAUCGCCGGCGAUCGAAAACGACGGCUCGCCAAGACGUCUUUCUCUCUUCUUCAAGCAAACACUGUCAUAUCUCUCUCUCUCUUUCUCUUCCUCCCUGAUAUUUAUUAUGAUCGUCUGCUAGAGAUCACUUUCCCUCGAUAUCAUCUUCUUCUUCUUCGUUGUCGAAUUUGCCUCAGUUAACGUCUCGAUCUCUGCUCGGAGUAAUCAUAGAGAUCCCUAAAAAUGGUGGAUCCGGGACCGAUUACGCCGGGACAGGUGUCUUUUCUACUUGGAGUAAUCCCAAUAUUUAUCGGUUGGAUAUACUCGGAGCUACUUGAGUACAGGAAAUCUUUGGCUCCCUUGAAACCCCACUCAGAUAAUAAUCUGGUUGAAUCCGGAGGCGUAUCGGAGAAGGACGAUGACAAAACUGAUUUAUUGGAGGGAGGUCUUGUCCGAUCGACAUCUGUAAGAUUUCAUAAUUCAUCCAUCAGAACAAACAUAAUCAGGUUUUUGAGUAUGGAAGAUUCUUUUUUGCUGGAACACCGAGCAACUUUGAGAGCAAUGUCGGAGUUUGGCGCAAUCUUAAUUUAUUUCUAUAUCUGUGACCGCACGGAAUUACUUGGCGAUUCAACCAAGAAUUACAACCGCGACCUUUUCCUUUUUCUCUAUGUUCUUCUCAUCAUAGUAUCAGCCAUGACAUCUCUCAGGAAGCACAAUGACAAGUCACCCAUAAGUGGGAAAUCCAUUCUUUACCUUAAUCGCCACCAGACUGAAGAGUGGAAAGGAUGGAUGCAGGUUUUGUUCUUGAUGUAUCACUACUUUGCUGCGGCUGAGAUAUACAACGCAAUCCGUAUCUUCAUUGCUGCUUAUGUCUGGAUGACUGGUUUUGGAAACUUUUCGUACUACUAUAUCAGAAAGGAUUUCUCUGUUGCACGUUUUGCGCAGAUGAUGUGGAGGCUGAACUUCUUUGUAGCAUUUUGCUGUAUUGUUCUCAACAAUGACUAUAUGUUGUAUUACAUCUGCCCAAUGCACACUCUCUUCACCCUAAUGGUAUACGGAGCUUUGGGUAUCUUCGGCAAGUACAAUGAGAUAGGAUCUGUGAUGGCUCUGAAGAUAUUUUCAUGUUUCCUCGUUGUCUUUUUGAUGUGGGAAAUUCCUGGAGCUUUUGAAAUAUUCUGGAGUCCUUUAACAUUCUUGCUAGGUUACAGUGACCCUGCGAAGCCCGAUCUUCAUCGAUUACAUGAAUGGCAUUUCAGAUCAGGCCUUGAUCGUUACAUAUGGAUCAUUGGAAUGAUUUAUGCCUAUUUUCAUCCAACCGUAGAGAGAUGGAUGGAGAAGCUAGAGGAUUGUGAAACGAAGAAAAGACUAUCUAUCAAGACUGCCAUAGUUACCAUUAACGUGAUUGUUGGCUACGUGUGGUAUGAAUGUAUCUACAAGCUGGAUAAGACCAGUUACAACAUGUAUCACCCAUACACAUCUUGGAUUCCCAUAACUGUUUACAUAUGCCUUCGGAAUUUCACCCACCAGCUUCGGAGUGUCUCAUUGACUCUCUUUGCGUGGCUUGGCAAGAUCACAUUAGAAACUUACAUUUCCCAAUUUCAUAUAUGGCUAAGAUCAAACAUGCCUGAUGGGCAACCAAAAUGGCUUCUCUCUAUUAUUCCGGGAUACCCUAUGCUCAAUUUCAUGCUCACAACGGCGAUAUACGUCCUAGUAUCUCACCGUCUCUUUGAACUAACUAACACGCUUAAGAUAGUUUUCGUACCCACAAAAGACAACAAGCGGCUUUUCUCUAACUUCAUAGCUGGGAUCGCCAUUGCUCUUCCCCUCUAUUGCUUCUCAUUCGUGCUUCUUCAGAUUCAUCGCUAAGACCCGCAGAAAGUAGUGUUGUUUUUUGUGUUUCUUCGUUGGAGUCUCUCGUCAAAGCAAAACAAAAUAAGAUAAAGACAAGUUAGCUUUGUGGAUCAUUUUCUUGUGCAUAUUUAGCUUCAGAGUUUGUUCAACAAAGCCAAGACAAGGAUCUCAGAUACCAACAAUGCUUUGCUCUGUUGCCAUAUGAUAUCGAAGUAAUUGUUUUCAAUAUUUUUUUUAUAUAGUUUCUUUAGAUUUUUUGUUUUGUUUGUAAGCAUUAAGCAAACAAUCUGUGUGGUCGUCCAAAAAAUGUAUAUUGAUGUUAAAGUAUUAAUCAAAUUGCCAAAAAGGUGAAA